UCCAGCAUCGAAUAACCCAGCCCUGCACAUCUCGCUUUGUCAGGCACCUUAGAAAUAUUAGGAGCUUCGCAUCCUUAAGUGGACCAAGAGCAUCAUCGGACCAGUAACUGUGGGCUGUGCAGAUCGUUGUUGUGCUCCACUUUCUCAUUGAUUUGAGGAUGGAAUUGAGUCGCAGAUGGACAUAUUACUCCCUGUGCGCUUGUGAGCCAAUGUGACUGCGGGCUGAGGCCGGUACGCCCUCCAUGGAUGAUGGUCCCAUUCUCCGCUCUAAUAACUGUUCCCCUCCCUUCAACGCGUCCUGCUGGGGGUUCGCCGACUUCGGGAACCCUUGCCCGGCCUCGGCGGCGCUCACCGGUUUCCUGGUGGCUUCCUACUGCGCCGUCCUGGUCUUUGGGCUGCUGGGGAACAUCUGCCUGAUCUGCGUGAUCGCCAAGCAGAAGGGCAAAAGGAACGUGACCAACACGCUGAUCGCCAACCUGUCAUUCGCGGACAUCAUGAUCGACGUCUUCUGCCUGCCCUUCACGAUAGUCUACACGCUGAUGGACUAUUGGGUCUUCGGCCAGCUUUUGUGCAAGGCGGUUCCCUUCGUCCAGUGCCUGUCCGUGACUGUGUCCAUUCUCUCUCUGGUGGUCAUCGCCUUGGAAAGGUAUCAGCUCAUUAUCAACCCCACGGGCUGGAAGCCAAGCGUGCCCCAGGCUUAUCUGAGCAUGGUGGCCAUCUGGGCGGUGGGGUGCCUCGUUUCCCUGCCUUUCCUGAUAUUCCACGUGUUGACAGAUGAGCCUUUGGCGGACAUCGGGGAUCCCAUCGCGCCCUCGUUCACUCAGCCAAUCUGCAUGGAAUCGUGGCCCAGCAGGCAGCAGAAGCUGAUCUACACGACUUGGCUCUUCGCCUUUCAGUACUGCGCGCCGCUCGCCUUCAUUGCCGUGUGCUACGGAUGGAUAUACGCCAGGCUGAGGACCAGGAAGGACUUGCUGGGCAAAGCCGGCGAAGUCCGAAGACCCAGGGCGUCGAAGGUCAGGAAGGUAACCGCGAUACUGGGCCUGCUGGUCCUCGGAUUCGGACUUUGCUGGCUGCCGCUGAACGUGUUCAAUCUCAUCGCGGACUGGGACCUGGAGGCGGUGAUGACCUGUGACCACAAUCUCAUCUUCUCCCUGUGCCACCUGGCCGGGAUGGCUUCCACCUGCAUCAACCCUGUGGUCUACGGCUUCCUCAACAAUAACUUCAAGAAGGAGCUGUGGGCCAUCAUCGUCCAUUGCGACUGGGGGAGGCAUGAAGACUGCGAACACUUUCCGCUGUCCACCUUGAACACCGAACUCUCCAAGACCUCGCUGCGACUGAGUUGCACGAGUAACGUGCCAUGAUUAGGCGCUGGUUGCCAUCUCUGUUUGACAGGCAAAGGCAUGCUGCCUCGCAAAGAGAGCUCGCACACUUUGGCCGUUUUCACAGACAAACAUCGAGCUUGGAGCUACCGCAUGUAAACAGGCUUUUACCGAAUGCAUCACCGAUCGAUCACCCGUUACCACUGGUUUAAGGGUUAUCCCACUUUCUCAUCCGCUCCCCAAGCAUUAGGGACCGUUUUACCGAGGCAAAUUCGCCCUUAAACCCGCACAUCUUCGAGAUGUGGCAAGCAAGACAUUGGUAAGGCCGCGCUGGGAGCAUUAUGUUCUUCUUUAGUCCGAGGGUGGUGAAUCUGUGGAAUUCUUUGCCACAGACGGCUGUGGAGGCCAAGUCAGUGGAAAUGUUAAGGCGCAAAU
This is a messenger RNA of Amblyraja radiata (thorny skate), 1754 nucleotides long. Its product is annotated as neuropeptide Y receptor type 4-2-like. Gene Ontology annotation, molecular function: neuropeptide Y receptor activity; neuropeptide binding. Gene Ontology annotation, cellular component: plasma membrane; neuron projection. The record is from RefSeq and is a predicted model, not a curated record. The coding region runs from base 243 to 1361 and encodes 372 amino acids. NCBI's taxonomy places the organism in Eukaryota, Metazoa, Chordata, Chondrichthyes, Rajiformes, Rajidae. Gene Ontology annotation, biological process: G protein-coupled receptor signaling pathway. The transcript is spliced from 2 exons.